AUGUGGAACGGAGAGCUCCUCACCCAACCCAAUGAGCAUCCAUGGAUUGGAAAAAUUGAAGCUAAUGAUGGUGCCCGAAGACUCCUAUGUGUGGCAGUCCUCAUAGGUGCCCGACAUGCGUUAACAGCUUCUCGUUGUGUCCAUGAUCCCAGUGUGGAAAUAAAGGACCUCGUUUUUGGUGACUGGAGCUCCGGAAACACAAGCACGUACAUAACUGCUAAAGCAACGCAGAAAGUUCCGGUCAAUCAGAUAAUAAUUCAUCCGGACUACAAGUAUGGAGAGUUUGGGAAUAAUGUGGCCAUCAUAGAGCUAAAGGAAAACGUGGUUAACACCGACUUUGUUCAAUCCAUAUGCCUGCCUACGGAUGAGCAUCAAAAAUACAGUGAGGAUCUUACCGUAGCCGGUUAUGAGAGACCUUUCUUAGAAGCUAUUCCUCUGGAAACCAGAAGAAUAAAGCUUCCUCUUGAGUCUAGCACCAGCCAAGAGUGUCGGACACAGUUUGAAAAUUUCCCGAAGGAAUUCACUUGCGGCCACACCAGUCGUAUGCCACUUUCCGGAUCUGCCCUGGUCGUAGCUGUGGGGAAUCCCAAGAAAUUUAAACUGAUAGGCAUUGUAGUGGGCGGUUUUCGUUCCUCGUCCGGAAAAAAAGAUAUGCAGAUACACAUAAAAAUACUAUCCCAGUUGGAUUGGAUUCUGAGAAAUACCAGCGAAUGA
Molecule: messenger RNA, 714 nt
Organism: Drosophila bipectinata
Lineage: Eukaryota; Metazoa; Arthropoda; Insecta; Diptera; Drosophilidae
Source: RefSeq, a predicted model, not a curated record